AAUCGUCCGCCGUCAUUCCUCUCUCCCCUCCCUCCCUCGCGCUAAAUCGACCGACCUGCUUUCGACCUGCUUUCUCUCCUCUCAUCUUGCAUAUCCAUCUUUUCCCUCUUGCGGUCUCCUCCCCUCCUAUCCCUCCUCUUUCUUCUACCAUCCUGCCCUCUUCCUCUUCUCUACGUCGCAAUUCCUGCGCCCUGUUUCCCUUGACCUUUCCUCUUCCUCCUUAACCUUUUUUUCCUUCUUUCCCUUUCCUUCGCUCCAUAUUUUCUCGCCUUUGUCCCUUCUUCCUCUUCCCUCCUCCUUACCCCACCUUCCGCUUCUCCCCGUCCGAUUUAAUCAUAGAUCCUCAUCAUGUCCGAAAAUAAGUUGCGCCCUUUGGCUUCGGCCCCUUUUGGUGCCAAUACUGCUCUCUACAAUCACAAACGCAGAAAGAAUAUUGGUACUGCUUGUGCCGCCUGCAAAAUACAGAAACUAAAGUGUACCGGAUCUGUAUCCUAUACCAGCUGCGUUAAAAGCAAUAUUAAAUGUACUCUUAAUAAGAAUGCUGAUAAACGCUGUCGGGGCGCUCUCAAAUGCAAGAUCGAUGAAUUAGCAGAUAAGGAGGUAUUGCUGGUCUAUUUUGUGAGUGUUAUUUGUGAAAGUGGUAAUAAUUAUAUCAUGCCCCUCAUCGACCUCAUCCGCACCGAUCCC
Molecule: messenger RNA, 687 nt
Organism: Aspergillus aculeatus ATCC 16872
Lineage: Eukaryota; Fungi; Ascomycota; Eurotiomycetes; Eurotiales; Aspergillaceae
Exons: 2
Biological process (GO): regulation of DNA-templated transcription
Molecular function (GO): DNA-binding transcription factor activity, RNA polymerase II-specific; zinc ion binding
Source: RefSeq, a predicted model, not a curated record